CCGACAGUAGCUUGCUCACAGUUAGUCCGGUGACGCACCGGGUUCUCAGCCACGGCGCCGGGGGGGACUCACAGAAGCACCCAUGUGCGCCUGGUAAGAUUUUAAAGAGUGCCGACUGCAAGUGUUAUCAUGUUCGGACUUCCAGGCCAGCAAAAUACUCAAGCAUAAGGUGCGCCGGCAGAAGCUGUCAUGUGGAGGAAGACGCACGCCCAGAACCCCCGGCGACUAGCCCUCGCCGCCGUCGCCAAAGAGACACGAGCCGAGACGCCAGCUAUCGCCGCAGCGCUGCCGCACCUGGACCCGGCGAAAUCUGAGAAGCUCGAGUUGGAAACGCUGCCGCCGCUUGAUCCGGCAAAAUGCCCACGGUUCACGCUACCGGGCAGGUCGGCUGAUCUCAUCUUCGGCACAACAAUGAGGGUGUAUAAUCAGGACUCCUUCGACGCCGCCAUCUGCAUGCCUUCAUCCGUGCUCGGCUUCAAUGAUCCGCCAACCCCCCGAAGAGCCACCAAGAUUGUCGAGGCGGAUAUCCUCGAGCGCCUCCGGUCCCUGGCGGCCUCCCCCGAGAACUUGGAAUCUUCGACGGCUGCACGGGUGGCGGUGCUGAACAUGGCGUCGGAUCGGAACCCUGGAGGUGGAUGGCUCAGCGGCGCGUCGGCUCAGGAAGAAGCGUUGUGCUUCCGCAGCACGCUGGCAGCUUCUCUGCACCGCAACCUGUACCCCAUCCAGCGCCGGGCCGGCCUGUACACGCGGGAUGUCGUCAUUUUCCGUACUUCCAUGGCCAACGAGCACAAACUCCUGGUGCCCGAGACAACCCCGGCGGAGCUGCCAGUGGUUAGCGUGCUCAGCGUGGCUGGCAUCCGCCGACCGUCGGUGAAGCCAGCUGCGGAACAGACCAGCGACGAGACGGCGAAAGGUACAUCGAAGGUGGACGAGCAGGAGCCAGAAAAUACCAGCAGUUCGGAGCCGAGGCAUGGCAAGGGCAAGCCCUUCAAGGGACCCCUAGUGUUCGCGGAUCCCGCCGCCAGGGAGUUGACCAAGGACAAGAUGCGUCUGUGCCUGCGGAUGGCCGCAGCGCGAGGGCACACUAUGCUGGUUCUCGGGGCGCUUGGUUGUGGCGCAUUCCGGAACCCGCCGCGAGAGGUGGCCGCGUGCUGGGCCGAGGUGCUGGCCGAGACCGAGUUCGCUGGCGGCUGGUUCAAAGAGAUCUGGUUCGCCGUCUAUGACCGGAGGAACGAGGGCAAUUUCGAAAUCUUCCAGGAGGCUUUUGAUGGGAAGGUUGCUGGAGAGCUGAGACUUUGCUCGGUCGACAGUGAGGUUAGCGUUUGAUUAGGUAGGCAGACAGCUAAGACAA
Molecule: messenger RNA, 1351 nt
Organism: Thermothielavioides terrestris NRRL 8126
Lineage: Eukaryota; Fungi; Ascomycota; Sordariomycetes; Sordariales; Chaetomiaceae
Exons: 1
Coding region: 190-1326 (378 amino acids)
Source: RefSeq, a predicted model, not a curated record